CCUUUCUUCUCUAGACUGCAGGCGGAUUUGGGUGCCGGCUAACGACGCACGCUGCAAUCAUGAUGGGGAGACCGGUUCUCGUGCUCAGUCAGAAUAUGAAAAGAGAGUCUGGACGGAAGGUCCAGGUAGGAAACAUCAAUGCAGCCAAGACCAUAGCAGAUGUAAUCAGGACAUGUCUGGGACCAAGAGCCAUGAUGAAGAUGCUGCUGGACCCUAUGGGAGGCAUCGUAAUGACCAAUGACGGCAAUGCCAUCCUGAGAGAGAUCCAGGUUCAGCACCCUGCUGCCAAGUCCAUGAUCGAGAUCAGCCGCACUCAGGACGAGGAGGUCGGAGACGGCACCACCUCCGUCAUUAUCCUGGCUGGAGAGAUGCUGUCAGUGGCGGCGCAUUUUCUGGAGCAGCAGAUGCAUCCCACAGUGGUGAUCAGCGCCUACAGGCAGGCUCUGGACGACAUCCUCAGCAUGCUGAAAGAGAUCAGCACCCCGGUCGACCAAAACGAUCGGGACAUGAUGCUGAAGAUCAUUAACUCGGCCAUCAACACCAAAGCGCUCAGUCGCUGGUCGACCCUGGCGUGUAACAUCGCCCUGGACGCGGUGCGCACCGUGGAGCUGGACGAGAACGGCCGCAAGGAGAUCGACAUCAAGAACUACGCCAAGGUGGAAAAGGUACCCGGCGGGUUCAUCGAAGACUCCCGUGUGCUGAAGGGCGUGAUGAUAAACAAGGACGUGACGCAUCCGCGCAUGCGCCGCCUCAUCAAGAACCCCAGGAUUGUCCUCCUCGACUGCUCCCUGGAGUACAAGAAGGGCGAGAGCCAGACGGAUAUAGAAAUCACUCGUGAGGAAGACUUCGCCAGGAUCCUGCAGAUGGAGGAAGAGUACAUCCAGCAGAUCUGUGAAGACAUCAUCCGCCUCAAGCCCGACCUCAUCUUCACCGAGAAGGGAAUCUCAGAUCUGGCUCAGCACUAUCUUAUGAAAGCCAACAUCACCGCGAUCCGACGCGUCCGCAAGACAGACAACAACCGCAUUGCCAGAGCCUGCGGCGCCCGCAUCGCCAACAGGACGGACGAGCUGCGGGAGGACGAUGUUGGGACGGGAGCCGGUCUGUUCGAGGUGAAGAAGAUCGGCGACGAGUACUUCACCUUCGUCACCGAGUGCAAGGACCCCAAAGCCUGCACCAUCCUGCUGAGAGGAGCCAGCAAAGAGAUCCUGGCGGAGGUGGAGCGUAAUCUCCAGGACGCCAUGCAGGUGUGCCGUAACGUGCUGCUGGAGCCGUGCCUGCUGCCCGGCGGCGGCGCUGUGGAGAUGGCCGUGUCUCACAGGCUGAUCGAACGCUCCAGGGCUUUCACCGGCGUCGAGCAGUGGCCGUACCGCGCCGUGGCUCAGGCCCUCGAGGUCAUCCCCCGCACCCUGGUCCAGAACUGCGGCGCCUCCACCAUCCGUGUGCUCACCUCCCUCAGGGCGAAGCACACUCAGGAGGGCACCACCUCAUGGGGAGUUAAUGGAGAGACGGGCACUCUGGCAGACAUGGCCGAACUGGGCAUCUGGGAGCCGCUGGCUGUCAAAGCCCAAACAUACAAGACCGCGGUAGAGACUGCCAUCCUGCUUCUGCGCAUCGACGACAUCGUGUCCGGCCACAAGAAGAAGGGAGGAGAGGACAAUGCAGGCGGGCAGGGCGCCGAGUAGAGCGAGUAAAUUGUUAAAACGCAGCCGUCGGGACACAAUAUCAACAUGAUGCGCGUCUAGAAUAGCUAACGGUGUUUUCUGAUACUGUCUCCAUCGACCCCAUAAUCUCUGGCUCUUAUUCUCCCGCUAGGUCGUGCUUAUGUAUCGCUGCACUGCUUUUUUUACUCCAUCGUGAGGGAAAAUUAAAAGACUUGUGUUUACAUCUG
Messenger RNA from Trichomycterus rosablanca, 1888 nucleotides. RefSeq names its product chaperonin containing TCP1, subunit 3 (gamma) (gene cct3). Gene Ontology annotation, molecular function: ATP hydrolysis activity; ATP-dependent protein folding chaperone; ATP binding. NCBI's taxonomy places the organism in Eukaryota, Metazoa, Chordata, Actinopteri, Siluriformes, Trichomycteridae. The transcript is spliced from 14 exons. The record is from RefSeq and is a predicted model, not a curated record. Gene Ontology annotation, cellular component: chaperonin-containing T-complex. The coding region runs from base 60 to 1682 and encodes 540 amino acids. Gene Ontology annotation, biological process: protein folding.